Molecule: messenger RNA, 3232 nt
Organism: Apus apus (common swift)
Lineage: Eukaryota; Metazoa; Chordata; Aves; Apodiformes; Apodidae
Gene: AMPH
Product: amphiphysin
Exons: 22
Coding region: 98-2137 (679 amino acids)
Biological process (GO): synaptic vesicle endocytosis
Cellular component (GO): plasma membrane; synaptic vesicle; cytoplasm
Molecular function (GO): phospholipid binding; protein binding
Source: RefSeq, a predicted model, not a curated record
UCCAUCUAUCCAUCCCUGCCUCGCCGCUGCCGGGCUCUGCCUCGCCCGCCUUUUCCCACCCCCUCCACCCCAACCCUCCCCAUUCCCGCCGCCAGCCAUGGCCGACAUGAAGACCGGCAUCUUCGCCAAAAACGUCCAGAAACGACUCAACCGUGCCCAGGAGAAGGUGCUUCAAAAACUAGGAAAAGCAGAUGAAACAAAAGAUGAACAAUUUGAAGAAUAUGUUCAAAAUUUCAAGCGGCAAGAGGCAGAGGGUUCCAGGCUCCAGAGAGAACUGAGAGGAUAUUUAGCAGCCAUCAAAGGGAUGCAGGAUGCCUCAAAGAAGCUUACAGAGUCUCUUCAUGAAGUGUAUGAGCCAGAUUGGUACGGACGAGAAGAUGUGAAAAUGAUUGGAGAGAAAUGUGAUGAACUUUGGGAAGAUUUCCAUCAGAAACUGGUGGAUGGGUCAUUGUUGACCUUGGAUACAUAUCUAGGACAAUUUCCUGAUAUCAAAACUCGCAUUGCAAAACGAAGCAGAAAGCUGGUAGACUAUGACAGUGCAAGGCAUCAUCUAGAAGCCCUGCAGAGCUCCAAAAGAAAAGAUGAAGGCAGAAUUAACAAGGCAGAAGAAGAGUUUCAAAAAGCACAGAAAGUGUUUGAAGAGUUUAAUACUGAUUUACAAGAAGAGUUGCCAUCUCUGUGGUCACGACGAGUCGGCUUCUAUGUGAACACCUUCAAAAAUGUAUCCAGCCUUGAAGCCAAGUUUCACAAGGAAAUAGCUUUACUAUGUCACAAGCUAUAUGAAGUGAUGACAAAGCUGGGAGAUCAACAUGCAGACAAGGCCUUCACCAUUCAAGGGGCACCAAGUGAUUCAGGUCCACUCCGCAUUGCAAAAACACCGUCACCACCAGAGGAGGUCUCUCCCCUGCCUAGCCCUACUGCUAGUCCCAAUCAUAUGCUGGCACCAGCAUCUCCAGCACCAGCCCGGCCUAAGUCACCCACACAGCUGAGGAAAGGUCCGCCAGUUCCACCGCUGCCUAAGCUCACGCCCACGAAGGAGCUGCAACAGGAGAACAUCAUUAACUUAUUUGAUGACAACUUUGUUCCAGAAAUCAAUGUGACAACCCCAUCACAGAAUGAAGUUCCUGAAGCUAAGAAAGAGGAAUCUUUGCUAGAUCUGGACUUCGAUCCUUUCAAGCCAGAUGCUGUAUCGACAGGAGUUACUCAUUCACCCAUGUCUCAGACAUUGCCAUGGGAUCUAUGGACGACAAGCAGCGAAUUGGUGCAGCCGGCAUCCAGCACAGCAUUUAAUGGAUUUGCCCAGGAUACCUCUGCAUUUACAGUGCAACCAAAUGAGAAUGUGACAGAGCCUUUGACUGAGGGUGAAGAAGCUCCACCUGGGGAACCCAAGGUCGAGGAAACCCCUGCUGCUGUGGAAAAAGAGGCUGUCCCUGCUGAGCCUGCUGAGCCAGUAGAGCAGGCUGUGGACAGUGUCGAGGCAGGGGAUAAGGAGACACCUGGAGUUGCUGAGAAAGAGAGCGAGGGAGUACCUGCCACUGAAUGGGCUGCAGCAGCAGAAGAUGGUGUGGCUGUGGCAGGAGGAGCUGGUGCUGCUACCACUGAGCAGGAGGGUGUUGCUGAAGGUGACAAACCUCAGGGAGAAGAAAAGGAGGCUACUGUGUCUCAGGAAAAGAUCAGCAGCAUUCCUUCCGUAGUAAUAGAGCCAGCAUCAAACAAUGAGGGGGAAGAACACGAAGCCACUGUGGACGAAUCCAAAGAUGCCACAGCAGAGAUGGGCACUCAGGGCACUGACACUUUUCCCAGUGGAACCUCCCAAGUUGGAAGUGAACAGAAACCCACUGAAGAAAUGCAGGCUGCACCUUCUCAAGAUCAGCCUGUUCCAGCAGAAGAUGCAGGUUCUGCGAUGCCACCUGGCUUUCUCUUUAAGGUUGAAGUUUUACAUGAUUUUGAGGCAGCUAACAGUGAUGAGCUUAAUUUACAACGAGGAGAUAUUGUACUAGUAAUUCCAUCUGAGACCACAGCUGAUCAGGAGGCUGGCUGGUUGACAGGCAUUAAGGAAUCCGAGUGGCUUCAGUACAGAGAUGCAAAUAGCUAUAAAGGACUUUUCCCAGAGAACUUCACACGCCAUCUGGAGUAGUUCUCCGCUCAGGCAGAUGAACGUGGUACAAAGCUCAGUCAGUAGGUUUUUAACCUCUUUGAAACACAGGAGCCCACCUUUUUGUAGUUUAAGCUGUUAAUGGUUUACAGACUGGUGCCAGACGAAGCUUGUUGAGACAUAUCCAAAUGAGCACGAGUGCAAGCAGUUAAGCUAGCAACCUCUGAAGCAGUACACGGGAAAAGAAAUCAAAUAAAAAAAGAAAUGUCCUUAUUUGUUCACACAUAUGUGGCAACAGGUUUGUUUGUGCUUUGUCAGAGCUAUGGUGAUCCUGUAUUUGGUCCUUUCCCAUGAAAUCUGAAAUUAGCCUCCUCAAUACCAAAACCUUAACUUCUCUGCACUAAGUGUAUUGUCUUGAGUUGCACUGCAGAAGAUUUAAUUAGUUAUCCUGUAGUAAUGAAGUCAAACUAUUAUAAGUUUCAUGUGUUUAAAAAAUAAUUAACUGCUGCAACGUUUUUCAGUGUUAUUUUUGGACAUGCAUAGUAUAUAUACACACAGGAACUUACAUGUGUAUAUAUAAGUGCAUAUGGAUAUAUAUGCAUUUUCACAACUUCAUCGUAGUUCUUUGACUGUGUAGUGUCAUCAGUACAUGCAUUGCUCUUUCACUGUCUGGCAUUACAGGAAACAGUUUUGCUCCAAAGCAAAACUAGCUGCUCCAUUGCCAAAACAUGAUACAGUAUCUGUGUUUGUAAUGUGGAAUUUUCAUUCUGAGAUGAUGAAUAACAUCAUGUUCAAAGCUGCUAAAACUUGGAGAAGGCAUGGCUCAGUCUCCCCUUCCAGCUGCAGUAGCUACAUACAAUGAGAUAAUCUGGAAGGGGAGCAGUUAUGAUGCUAAUCUAUACUUUUUUAUUUAAUUGGCUGAAUAGAUAAUUAAAAAAAAACAAACAAACAAACAAAAAAAACCCAGAACUAAUCUCUGAGAAGAAAUAAACACAAUAUAUUUUCACUAUAUGUAUUUAUGCAGCAUACCUUCACAGAACCUUUUAAAUUAAGAUAUAUAAUGUAUCCUGUAUCAACAAGUCAUCUGUAACUUAUGUUUUCCAGUGCUGUGUCAUUAAAAAAUAAACCUUUGAUCCA